AUGGCGAAUCAUUAUAAUGUACCUAACUGGGCAGGUAAACCUCCAGUGGGACUUCACCUUGAUGUAUUAAAAGGGGAUAAACUUAUUCAAAAACUAAUGCUUGAUGAGAAAAAAUGUUAUUUAUUUGGGAGAAACCCACAACUUAAUGAUUUUUGUAUAGAUCAUCAAUCAUGUUCUCGUGUGCAUGCUGCUUUCGUUUAUCACAAACAUUUAAAUCGAGCUUUUUUAGUCGAUCUAGGAAGUACACAUGGAACAUUUAUAGGAUCUGUUAGAAUAGAAGCUCAAAAACCAACUCAGUUGCCUAUAGAUAGUAUGUUUCAUUUUGGUGCUUCAACUAGAAAUUAUAUAUUAAGAGAAAGACCUACUCAAGGGUCUAAACCAAUAAUGGAAGAAUUAGAAAAAGCAACUGAUGAAGCUGAGGGAGGAUUAUUAGGGCUACCUGAGACUGAAACAGAGCUGGAUAAUUUAACCGAAUUUAACACAGCACACAAUAGAAGAAUAUCAAUGUUAGGAAUUACAGAAGACGAAAUAAGAGGACCCCCUAGGAAAAAAAAACGCAAAGGGAUUACAUGGAAUGAAGAGGAGGAAAUAAUUAAUCCCGAAGAUGUUGAUCCGUCUGUUGGAAGAUUUAGAAAUUUAGUACAUACUACAAUAAUACCUUCUAGGAAACAAAGAAUGGAAGUACCCGGAGGAGUAACUUCUGGAUUAGUAAACACAGAAGAAAGAGUGUAUGUAAAGCACCUUCCGACAUCAGUUUUAAUGCCGUCAUUAUACGACAAUCUUCCUGCCGAGCAAAGUUCUUCUAUCAUUUCUUCAUCCAUCCAAUAUUCGUCAACGAUGGCUACCAGACUUGGACUAACCCUACCGAAUCCAGCUCCUGAUGUAGAUCAUUUCACACCUUCUACGGCUCCUGUACAAUCAGUUGCACCACAACAACCUGAGAUUGAACCAAAAAAGAAAAAAUACGCCAAAGAAGCUUGGCCCGGGAAAAAAUCUUUACCGACUCUACUCGUUUAA
Pediculus humanus corporis (human body louse) is the source of this 1017-nucleotide messenger RNA. RefSeq names its product nuclear inhibitor of protein phosphatase-1, putative. NCBI's taxonomy places the organism in Eukaryota, Metazoa, Arthropoda, Insecta, Psocodea, Pediculidae. Gene Ontology annotation, cellular component: nuclear speck. Bases 1 to 1017 code for a protein of 338 amino acids. The transcript has 5 exons. The record is from RefSeq and is a predicted model, not a curated record. Gene Ontology annotation, molecular function: protein serine/threonine phosphatase inhibitor activity; protein binding; mRNA binding.